GGAGGGAAGAACUUGAAUGGUGUUCAAAUAUGGCUAGCGUUGGAUGCAAUUUUCUUUGUAGGGGAUGUGAUGAAAAAAUUUGUGAUGAAAAGUUUUCAUACAAAGUAAAAAAAGAAAAGGCCUAUGUAUCAGGUGUUUUAGAUUGUGUGAACAAAAAAACAGGGCAUGGAAAGAAUCUUAUUCUUGUAUGUUCAUGUGGAAAAAAUAUUGGAGAAUUUAUUACUUACAAGAAAGAAAGGAAGUAUUGUUUAGAUUUGAAGAAAGUCACAAGGUGCACUGUAAGAAACAGUGAAGACAGUCAUACAAAGAGUCUUCGCCAUCAAGGGAAAGCAGUCCCAUUGCCUACAGAUGUGUUUGCUCCUACAGUGAGCAAGAACAUACGCGUUGCCAGUAACGAACCUGCCAAGAAUUCGACAGUGUAUGGAGAAGAGGCUGAAAAAGAAAAUGAAAUUAAGCAGCUGAAGGAAACAAUAACUGCUUUGAAAGAAAGGAUGAAGUCUAUGGAAAGAGAGAAUGUAAACAAAUUUAAAGAUGUUUGUGGAAUGUUGCUUUCACAGAAACUGGAAAUUCAGCGACUUCAAGAAAUUAUUUGGGUUCUGCAUCCAAACAUCAACUUGGAGCAAGCAUUCUCUGUUGAUGAUAAAGUAUUAUACUUCAUUCCUGAUUCAGUUACAUCUGCUGAUAAUCUGAAUGUUGAAGAUUAACUUUCAUGUCAGAGGUUGAGUUUGUUUCUGCUUAUUUUUAUUAUUCCAUAAAUGCUCUAUAAUUGUACUUAACUUGGUAUAUCCAUCACAUGUGGUCAGACCCCUUCUUCCACUCAUCUUCAUUUCUGUUCACUUUUUUGGCAUUCUAUGCUCAUGCAUUCUUUUAACAUGUCUAAACCAUCUUAAUAUAUUUCUAUUUGGUUCUGUAUUUCAUCAUGAGCUCUCCCUUAAUGUAUGUGUUUUUGAUUCCAUCUCCUGGUUUUCCCCACUAUUUCUCUUGGUAAUUUAAUCUCAACUGCUUGUAGUUUACUUUCCUCUCUUAGUACAUAUCCAUGUCUCUGCUCCAUAAACAGCACCUUCUUAAAAUGUGCAUUAUACAAUGUAAUCUUGCAUUUCUGUCUGAAUCGUUAUUCCACAACAAACUCUUGGCUAAAUGAUAAAAUCUUGAAACCUUUCCCAUUUGUUCAUUUUGGAUCUUGCCACUAUCCUCCACCACAGUUCCAAAGUUGACAAAUUUGUUCAACCAAAAUAUACAAAAAUAUGGCAAGACCUAAUUAUCAAAAAAAUAUUGUAUUAGGUUAAGUUAUUGUUUUGGUUCAAUAUAUCAAACAUCUUUUGCAUUUUGUGAAUUAUUUGUGAUGUGCCAGAACAUGUAACCAGUGAUCUGUUAAGCUGUAAGAAGAAUAAAGUAAUAAUUUUAAAUUUUUAAUCCCCAGUAGUGAUCAAUAUAAUACAAACAGGAGUUGGUAUGUUAUAUUUUAUGAGGCAUAAAGUUAUAAAAUAAACAUGUAAAUGGAAACAGUGAAGUACAGAACUGUCAUGAGAAAGUGUUGCACCUUUUCAUGCAGCAGAACCUACAGAAUUUCUUAAAAGGAUAUUAGUGUUACUCUAUUUUUAGAUGUACCCAAGUAAAGCUGAAACUGGGUAUACUUCAUGUGUUCUGAGAAGAUCACUAUUUUGAUUUUCUUGGGCUUGACAUGUGUUGCAUGUUUCUGUUAUAUGAAGCAUUGCAAAAUUACUAAUUUUAAUAUCAAAGCAAAUGUGUUCAUAGUACAUUUUGUGUUCAACAGAGUAUAACUUUACACCAUGAGUGUGGUACAAAAUGAGGUGGAAGUUCAAUAAAUAGAAACAAAGGGUA
Zootermopsis nevadensis is the source of this 1842-nucleotide messenger RNA. RefSeq lists its product as uncharacterized. Lineage: Eukaryota; Metazoa; Arthropoda; Insecta; Blattodea; Termopsidae. The record is from RefSeq and is a predicted model, not a curated record.